Molecule: messenger RNA, 1556 nt
Organism: Marchantia polymorpha subsp. ruderalis
Lineage: Eukaryota; Viridiplantae; Streptophyta; Marchantiopsida; Marchantiales; Marchantiaceae
Source: the annotation of a GenBank genome assembly
GGUGUCGUCCGGUGCAAGUUUGAUGAGCAGAAGUUUGAAGCGAACGUGGCUGCAGAGCCGACCGAGUUGUCACUUUGACACCAGUACAGUACAGAGCACGGUCGUGGACGAAGGCAAGUCUCAGUCGGUCGAGAAGCAGAGGCAGAUCGGUGCAGCGAUUUCUUCUCCUUGUUUUGUGAAAUUGUGAGCUCGAUCGUCAUCAGCCUGAUCGGCUUGUCGGUUAUUUCAAUCCGGAAACAUGGAAAGGUUGCAAAGGAUUUUCUCGGGCGUUGGAGCAGGUGGUGGUGGCAUGGGCGGACCGCACCCUGACGCCCCUCUCGUCGAUUCUUCCGAGCAAGUUUACAUCUCAUCGUUGGCGUUGUUGAAGAUGCUUAAGCAUGGAAGGGCUGGAGUUCCUAUGGAGGUUAUGGGUUUAAUGCUUGGCGAGUUUGUUGACGAGUAUACGGUUCGAGUUGUAGAUGUGUUUGCCAUGCCUCAGAGUGGAACAGGAGUGAGUGUUGAGGCCGUGGACCCCGUUUUUCAAACGAAUAUGCUUGACAUGUUGAAGCAAACUGGCAGGCCAGAGAUGGUGGUGGGUUGGUACCAUUCUCAUCCAGGAUUCGGCUGCUGGCUUUCUGGUGUUGAUAUCAAUACCCAACAGAGUUUUGAAGCUCUGAACCAGAGAUCGGUUGCAGUCGUGGUUGAUCCUAUUCAAAGUGUUAAGGGAAAGGUCGUCAUCGAUGCUUUUCGGUUGAUCAACCCCCAAACAAUGAUGUUGGGCCAGGAACCACGACAGACGACUUCGAAUUUGGGUCACUUAAACAAGCCAUCGAUUCAGGCAUUGAUUCAUGGUUUGAAUCGCCAUUAUUACUCCAUUGGUAUUAACUAUCGCAAGAAUGAGCUGGAGGAGAAAAUGCUCUUAAAUCUACACAAAAAGAAGUGGACAGACGGCCUGACGUUGCAACGUUUCGACAAUCAUGCGAAGACUAACGAGGCUACUGUACAGGAAAUGUUGGAGCUUGCUGUAAAGUACAACAAAGCUGUUCAAGAGGAAGAUCAAUUGUCUCCAGAGAAGCUAGCUAUCGCCAAUGUAGGACGACAAGAUGCCAAGAAACAUCUAGAGGAACAUGUAUCAAACCUUAUGUCCUCGAACAUAGUGCAGACCCUUGGUACCAUGCUUGACACAGUCGUAUUUUAGGAUGUUAAAUAUAUGUUGCAGAAUUUUGAUCUAUUAUUCGAAAAGGUCGUUUUGUAUUCUGAAUUCUGCUUCAUCUGAACAUGAUGCAUGACGCCGAGAGGACUAUCCAGAUACCUAUGUAAUGUUUCAGUUAUUAUCCUCUUGGCUGUUCUAUUCUCUUCGUGCAGGAUCAUAUAUUUGGAAGAACAUCAGUCUUCGAUUGGAGUCGAUAUCGUGCAUGUUAGUCUUUGUGUGUCGAGUCUUGCGUAUCCUUACGUCGUUCUACAGGUUUGGGUCUAAGCCGUGUAUGAAAUUCACCAGCCUCACUGAAGCCCAAGGCAGCCUCAUUUGUGAGUCCUGCCUACUGGAGGUUUUGUUCUGGCGGAUGAGCUAGUAAAGG